AUGCUCACACAAUUAUUGGUGACCAGCAAUCAACCAGUCACCAUCAGAGCGAAAAUUGAAAAAGAAAUAAAAUACCUUACACCCUACGAAGGAAAACCAGGAACUCUAGUAUCAUUCUCAGCAUCAGUAAACAAAAUAUUUGAAAGCUAUACACGCGCAAAAGAGCAACAACAACUUUACGAAGUCAUCUUUAAUACUAAAAUCGCCGGAACAGCAAAAAAUUACCUUCUGACCGACGUACCAUCAACCUGGACCGAAUGCAUAGACAAACUGAGGAAACACUUUCGACCGGCAAAAGAUGAUUUAACCAUCACCAGACAAAUAGGACUAUUAAGGGUAAGGUCUAUACGUGAAUUAGAUAAUAAGAUAAAGACUAUUGUAGAAGAUAUAACAGAAUAUGCCGCCUUCAGCGACAACAGUAGAAAUAUAACAAACAGCCUUUUAUGUGUUUUAGCAAUGAAAAUUAAAGAAAUGGUUUCAGGGGCAUUAGCUUACGCCCUUUCGGAAAAACUUGAAUUAAACGAAAUUAGGAACAUAAUAAACAAAUUUAUUGGUCAGGAUCAAGGAAAUCUGAAAUCCCUGAACAAUUUUGUUAGAAAUGAUAAUUAUUAUCAAAGACAUACCUAUAACAACAAUAUUCACAAUAACUAUAACCCCUCUGACAAUAAUAAUAGGUCUGGACAAUACAGAAACUACACUACUUCAGGACAAACCAAAAACACAUCAAAUAACAGCAAUAAUAAUACUAACAAUAAUAACUAUAGUAACAGAUAUUCCAACAAUAACAAUUCUGAUCAAACCAGAAUGUCCUCUAGGAAUAAUUAUUCGAAUAGGAACGCAGAACCCAUGGAUACAUUCUCUGCCUCUUACCAAAGGCAAAUAAACAACAUACAAGCUCAGGAUUUUCCCAAGAAAAGCCUAGCAGACUUCCCUAUAUAA
Eupeodes corollae is the source of this 939-nucleotide messenger RNA. RefSeq lists its product as uncharacterized. The transcript has a single exon. The coding region runs from base 1 to 939 and encodes 312 amino acids. NCBI's taxonomy places the organism in Eukaryota, Metazoa, Arthropoda, Insecta, Diptera, Syrphidae. The record is from RefSeq and is a predicted model, not a curated record.